Molecule: messenger RNA, 5055 nt
Organism: Bufo bufo (common toad)
Lineage: Eukaryota; Metazoa; Chordata; Amphibia; Anura; Bufonidae
Gene: KIF21B
Product: kinesin family member 21B
Exons: 41
Coding region: 51-4859 (1602 amino acids)
Biological process (GO): mitotic spindle organization; microtubule-based movement
Molecular function (GO): ATP binding; microtubule binding; microtubule motor activity
Source: RefSeq, a predicted model, not a curated record
GGCUGCUGCGAGCUCCUGCGGUACUGAGGGGACGUCACAAAAGCGGCAUCAUGAGCAAGCAAGGAGACUGCAGUGUCAGGGUCACGCUGAGGAUUCGUCCCCAAAGUAGUAAAGAACAGGCUGAAGGGUGUCAUGUAUGUACAUGGGUUUUCCCUGGAGAACCCCAGAUACUUUUGGGUAAGGACAAGGCGUUCACUUAUGAUUAUGUGUUUGACAUGGACACUGAACAGGUCAACGUCUACGAUACUUGUGCACGUGGCUUGGUGGAGGGUUGCUUCCAGGGAUACAAUGCAACAGUUCUGGCAUAUGGUCAGACAGGUGCAGGAAAAACAUAUACAAUGGGCAGUGGGUUUGAUCUUUCAGUUAGUGAAUCAGAGCUUGGUAUCAUUCCUCGUGCUGUCCGACAACUUUUUGGUACAAUCCAGGAGCGGGUAGUUGCAUCUCGUGCACGUGGGCUUCCGGAACCAAUAUUCAAAAUCAGUGCGCAAUUUCUAGAGUUAUAUAAUGAAGACAUUUUGGAUCUAUUUGAUAUUUCCCAUGACCCAGACUCUCGAUAUCGAAAAUCCAAUAUUCGCAUCCAUGAAGAUGCCUGUGGUGGAAUUUAUGUCAGUGGAGCAAGCACUCGGAGUGUUAAUUCUGAGGCAGAGCUGCUCCAACUUCUGAAGGAAGGUGCUUUGUCUCGUACAACUGCCAGCACACAAAUGAACUCUCAGAGCUCACGUUCUCAUGCAAUAUUUUCUGUUCACCUGCAUCAAACAUGUGUUUCAGACUCUUAUCCGGCAGAUACACCAUCGCUGGAGUAUGAAACUCUCACUGCAAAGUUUCACUUUGUGGAUCUGGCUGGUUCUGAGCGUUUGAAAAGAACUGGGGCAACUGGAGAGAGAGCCAGGGAAGGAAUUUCUAUCAAUUGUGGAUUGCUUGCUCUUGGGAAUGUCAUAAGUGCCCUGGGAGAUCAGAGUAAGAAGAUUCUUCAUGUUCCUUAUAGAGAUUCAAAACUGACCCGAUUACUGCAGGACUCACUGGGCGGUAACAGUCAGACCAUGAUGAUAGCCUGUGUCUCUCCAUCGGAUCGUGAUUUCAUGGAAACACUGAAUACUUUAAAGUAUGCAAACCGAGCUCGUAACAUAAAGAACCGUGUGAUGGCUAAUCAAGAACAGAAUGUUCAGCAGGUACAGGCACUAAGAGCGGAGCUGGCACGGUUAAGACUGGAAUUACAGGAGUACAAAACUGGUCAUCGUGUGCCUGGUUCUGAUGCUCUGAGUGACAUGUGCGAAGAGCUGUCUAUGCUACGUAGUGAAAAUGCAUCGCUGCGUCUCCGUGUAAAUGCAUUACAAGAAGCCAUUAGAGCCAUAAAUGCUCGUGUCACCCGCAUGGCUGGACAAGAGGCUGCUCGUCUGUUACAAAGGGCUGGAGACAAUAAUGAGAAAUACCAGAAUCUAAUACAGAAUUAUAUUCACGAGAUAGAAGAGAUGAGGACUCGUUUGGUAGAGAGUGAAGCCAUGAAUGAAUCUCUCCGGCGCAGUCUAUCAAGGGCAAACCUACGCUCAGCACAUGCUGGACCUACACCCCCUACACCUUCAUUUGAGGCUAAAGUUAAUGAUGUUGUGCGGAGAGCAAAGGAGGAAGUGCAGAGUUUAAUGAAGAAAGGAAGAAAAAGGAGGGGAAAGGCUCCAGAAGUUAAGAACAUUAAAAAAAGAGACAAACAGCUCUUUGAAAACAGCGAAGAAAUAGAUGAAAAUGAAGGGGAAGCGGUAAGAGAGAAAAGAGUGGAGCUUGGGUGCAGCAAGGAGCACGGCCGACAGCAGGAUGAAGAGGAUCUCGAUGGUGAGGAGCGUGCUUCAGAGUCUGAUUCAGAGCCUGAAGAAAAAGAUUGUUCUUUUAAAACCUUAGGUUCAGUUGGUGGUGAUCUAGCUGAUUUGACCUGUGAGAUUGAAAUUAAGCAACGCCUCAUUGAAGAGCUGGAACAAAGUCAGCGUCGACUCCAGACACUCAAACUUCAAUAUGAGGAGAAGCUUCAGCAGCUUCAGAGCCGAAUUCGAGACACACAACUUGAGAGGGAUCGAGUGCUUCGGGAGCUUAGCUCUAUGGAGUGUUAUACAGAAGAGAAAGCUAAUAGAAUUCGCGCUGAUUAUGAAAAGCGAUUGCGGGAGAUGAACAGGGACCUGCAGAAGCUACAAUUAGCUCAGAGGGAGCAUGCACGUCUUCUCAAGAAUCAGUCGCGCUAUGAGCGAGAAUUACGCAAGCUACAGGGAGAACUUAAUGACAUGAAAAAAGCCAAGGCUGUACUUGUGAAACAGAUGCGUGAAGAACAACAGCGAAGAAAACUUGUGGAGUUCAAGAGAAAUAGAGAGAUUACCCAACUGAAGAAGGAACAGCACCGGCAAGAGCUCCAGAUUAGAGCACUAGAAUCCCAGAAGCGACAACAAGAAUUAGUACUAAGGCGCAAGACUCAGGAGGUCUCCGCACUUAAACGUCUUUCUAGGCCAGCUCCAGAUCGUUCUGUAAGUCAGAUGUCAUCACUUCCAGAUUCGGGUGCAGAACUGUCAAGCACUGCAUCAUCGGAACAAGAUUGUAGUUCACGAUCUGUGUCCAGCAUUGUACGACAGUGGAAUCGCAAGACAACAAAAGAAACAGGACCUCUAGCUAAUGGCAGUCUGGCUGUGAGGAGAACACCUCCCCGAACACGGCUUCCUUUGAGCAAGGCUGCUCAUAUAAAAUGGCAAACUUUGGAAAAGCGAGUUCAUGAAGUUGUUUUACAGAGGCUGACUUUACUUAAUUUGGAGAAUGAUAUGGAACGGUUGCUGCGGAAACGUGAGGAGCUUUCACUUUUUCAAGACGCAUUAUUAAGUCGAACAGUCAUCCCUCCAGAAGAUGGUAGUGGGGAAGAUCAAACACAGCAAGAUGUAGCAGAGGAGUUGGAAGCUUUGGCAGCCAAUAUUGAUUAUAUUAACGACAGCAUUCGUGAAUGUCAGGCAAUAAUUGUUCAAAUGGAAGAGUCCAAAGAAGAUCUAGACUCAACAGACACUUCGGUUGUUAUAAGUUCCUGUUCUCUGACAGAAGCACGUCAUCUUCUUGACAACUUUCUACGUGCAUCUAUAGAGAAGGGUCUGCAGGUAGCCCAAAAGGAAGCGCAGAUCAGAAUGUUGGAAGCUCGAAUUCGACAGACAGACAUGACCGGUUUUUCACACAGUCAAAUGCUGCUGGAGAAAUCUGAAUGCCACUCCAUGCAAAAUGAGAAUGACUAUGCCAGCACAGAUGAUGAAGUAUCAGAACUCAGUCAAAUGUCAGAUGGAAGUGCUUCUCAGUCUUUCUCAAUGAAAGGCUCAAGCAGUCAUGAUGACUUUAAAUGGAAGGGAGAGCCUCGCCUUUCAAGGCAACUGAAGGCUAUUUCGGCCGAGUCCUUAAGUCCAUUGCUGGAAGCCUCUUCUAAAAACUUUACCAAGUCUUUGGCAUCAUUGACUGACAUCCUGGAGGACAGUGGAGGAUUCUCUGCUACUUCGCCAUGGGGUAGAGGUUCACACAGUUUUACACUCCCGACACAUGGAAAUACCUUUCCAAGGCAGAAUCGGGGCUCUAACACAUCGCCUUUGACGCGCAGAAAAUCUUACGACAGAGUACAGCUCAGAUGUCCAGAUUCUCAUCUAAUACCACCCUCAUCUCCUCCAAUGCGUCUACGUAAUGACAAGAAUGUCUUUUCACGCCUAACAAGCAGUCAUUCUACUGGGAAUGCAUUGGAUAAGUCUGAUGAAAGUGACUCUUCUUUCUCGGAUGCAUCCAGGUACUACAAAUACUGGGGGGUGAUUUCUCCUGUAGGCAAUCAAAAAGGUUCCAGGACAGCCCCACUCCAAUGUGUAGCUAUAGCCGAAGGGCAUACAAAGCCUGUCCUCUGCGUAGAUGCUACUGAAGAACUAUUAUUUACUGGAUCAAAAGAUCGUACUUGCAAGCUAUGGAACCUGGUCACCGGUCAAGAGAUGGCUUCACUCCGUGGCCAUCCUCACAAUGUGGUAUCAGUGAAACAUUGUUCUAACUCGGGAUUGAUACUCACUGCAUCUGCCUCCUGUGUACGUGUUUGGGACAUCCGUGACUCUACUCGCUGUGUGAGGACAUUGAUGUCUUCAGGUCAGUUGUCUCUGGAGAUCCAGUUCAGUUUGAGUCUACGUCCUGUUACAAGUCCAGCCGAGCUUCCAAUUAAUCAGAUUGCUCUGAAUCUUGAUGGGACAACUCUCUAUGUAGCAGCCGGUAAUAAAGUAAGGGUUUGGAGAUGUUCGAGGUUGCAGCUCAUGGGGAAACUAGCCGGUCACAUGGCACCAGUCAUGUGCUUAACAGUCAGUAGCACAGCAAAUAAACGGGAUUUAGUUAUUACUGGAUCUAAAGAUCAUUAUGUGAAGGUAAUUAAGUUGAAGGAAUGUGUUUUUGGGGUCAUAUCUCCUACCUAUAACCUGGAACCUCCCCAUUAUGAUGGCAUUGAGUGCUUAGCGGUGCAGGAUAACAUCUUAUGCAGCGGUUCCAGAGACAAUGGUGUUAAGAAAUGGGAUAUUCAACGCCAUGAGCUCAUACAGCAAGUUCCUAAUGCACAUAGAGAUUGGGUCUGUGCUUUGGGUUUUGUAACAGGACGCCCUGUGAUGCUUAGUGGUUGCCGAGGUGGUAUUCUCAAAGUUUGGAACAUGGAGAAUUUCACACCUAUUGGAGAAGUUAAAGGUCAUGACAGUCCUAUCAAUGCAAUGUGUAACAAUAGCCGUCAUGUAUUCACGGCAUCCAGUGACUGCCAUGUCAAGCUUUGGGUUUAUGUUCCUGGUCUUACUCCGUGUCUCCCACGACGUGUUUUAGCAAUCAAGGGCCGAGCAACAAGCCUUCCCUAAUAUGUCCACCAUCUAUCACUUACUCAUCCGUCUUCCAACUAACCCUCUAUUACCAAUGAAGUUCCUGCCCCCUUUUAUCCCAUCUGUGGGGUACUCAUAAUUAAAAAGAAUAUUGAUUGAUGAGUUUUCUCAUUAUGUUUACAAAUAAUUUUCUAAUUAUUUAUUAUGUAAAUUUAAAAUAUUGAGUGGACAUUAA